AUGCACACUGACGACGAAGCCCCCGUCAUUAACCCAGAAGACAGUAACGACACGACGCUUGAUAACGUUAGUGUAAGGCUUGACAAAAUUGACACUGGAAAGAAGUCCGAGAAAAAAAGUGAUACGGAAGAUCCUAAGCCACGCAUCGUUCUCACUUUUCGAUCAGAAAAAUCUGGCGCUAAAACGAGCAACAUGAAAAUUGUGUCGAAUGAAGAGAAACAUGAAGAAAUCUCUCCACGAAGGUCUAUUCGAACUAGAAACACGAAGAAAGAAUCUGACGAUGAUAAUGUGAGCCAUAUAGAUUCCGAAGAUGAGGAACUUAUCGAAAGUUCCAAUGCACCAAAACGCUCAACCAGGCGCCACAGCAAAGAAUUUACAGAUGUUAUUGCAAAUGCUAUUGCAAGGAAAGAGAAGUCAUACAAUGAGUCUUCAUCUGCUCCCACUCAAAGAUUGUCCCGUAGAAUAAAGCCAACGGCCAAAAUAUUAGCCAAUGAAGAGUUGAGAAUGGGCUUGGAGUCACAAAACAAUGCUCGUCUUGGGAUUUCCACUGAGAAAACUGCAGAAGAAGGAGUAAGAACAAGACGGUCAGCCCAAGUAAGAAAUGUUGAUUUAACUUCAGAGAAAAGGUCUUCGAAACGUAAACAUCAAGAAGAAAGUGCAAACGAAAGUUCAGAUAAAGAAAGUGACCAUUCUUCCAAGAAGCUGAUACAUUUAUGUAACCUAGGUCUUAAAGUCAAGGACGAUGAAUCGAGUGAAACAGAAAACAGAAUAACAGAGAGUUCAGCAAAUGAGGCAGCUGAAGAUGAUGAAGAUGAAGAAAUUGAUGAUGACACAGAAGUUAUAAGCAAGCUUCUAGAAGCAGAUGAAGAGAGUGCCAGCGAUGAAGACUUCUGUCCAGAGACAUCAACGAAGAGAAGACGAUCAAGAAGAAACUGCUCACCCGCGCCCCUUCGGCGAUCGUCCCGCAGAGCCAAUUUAGGACUAUAUUAUUAUGACACAUUUGCGUUCGACGACGGAGGCGAUAGUGACUACGAACCCAAGCGUAAAAAUACUCGAUCUCACGGCGCUGACGACGUACUUUCUGAUGGGGAGGCGGAAGCUAAAAUUGCCUCCGACGCCGCUGGUGCGGAAGAAAGCCCGGAGGCGGCUUGUCCGGCCGAGGCAUCUACCAUCGUGGCCACAUGCCUGUGUGAAGAAACUAGCAACAUAUACGCCGCUCCGUCGGAAUUAAAAGAGCCCGUGUUCUGCCAGGCGGUGGAGCUGGUGGAGGGCGUGCGCGUGGGCUGCUCGCACGCGCUGCCGCCCCGCGCGCCGCGCGCGCUCGCCCGCGCCGGCCUGCGCGCGCCCUACGUGCUCACGUGCCGCCUGCACGCCGCGCAGAUGCGGGCGCACAUGUGCUGCCCCACCUGCGGACUGUUCUGCACGCAGGGCAUAUUCUUCCAAUGCUCCAAGGACCACCUCUUUCAUUUAGAAUGUGGUAUACAAGGCGGGGACUCGAAGCAGAAACCCGGGUGUCCCCACUGCGGGGUGCACUCGUACCGCUGGCAGCCCGUCAACCGCGAGUACGGGCGAGUGCGCGUCGACAUGCAGUGCAGCAACAAGCGCGUGUUCCUGCCCGACCAGCGGGAGCAAUGCACGCCAGCAUUCCUAGGCUUUUCGUCCGUCGAUCCUUCACAGAUAGAUCAAGUUCCGCCGAUCCCGGAGGAGUUAAUAUCUUCAACGCCUUUAGACAUAAAAAAACUUUUUGAAAAUACCAGUGAGGAAGAGCUGACUGACUAUUCGAUGCAGGCGUUAUACGAGGCGAUAAUAAACGGAGAGUCCGUCGAUCAGCUUAUACCGAAAAUCAUUCGCGGCGAUCACCUAAACGAGCCACUGGCCGAGUUCGAGGGCGGCACGUGUGCGCACGCGGCGGCGGCCCGCGGCCGACUGAGCGCGCUGUGCCUGCUGCAGUACGCCGGCGCCGACCUCGACCUCCCGGACGCGGCUUCGCGCACGCCGCUCAUGCGCGCCAUACUCGCAUUAUUAGAUAAAGAAUCAAUAGAAGAAGCCGAACAAGAGAUCCACGAAGAGGAAGCUAAUGAUAGUAAAGAGAUUAAACCAGACCAAACGGAAGAAGACGACGCAGAAGUAAAGAAAGACUUAGAAGAUGAUAAGACUGAUGUGAAGGAAGAAGACAACAAUGAGGAUCCUAACAAACCAAGCGAUGAAGAUCUCAUUAAAGUUAUCAAGUAUUUGAUUGCAGCGGGCUGCGAUGUUAACAAGCAGGGCCCGGAAGGCAUGACGGCGCUGCACAUGGCGGCGCAGCACGGCGGCGCGGCCGUGUGUCGCGAGCUGCUGCGGGCGGGCGGCGCGCUGGUGGACGCGCGCGACCAGGGCGGCUGGACCGCGCUCGUGCGGGCCGCCGAGAACAAGCAUCCCGACGUCGUCAGACUGCUGCUGGAGUGCGGCGCGGACGCGGCGGCCGGCGACGCCGAGGGCAACCUGCCGGUGCACUGGUGCGCGCUGGCGGGCGACGCGCGCUCGCUGGCGCUGCUGCUGCGCGCCGCGCCGCGCACGCUCGCCGCGCCCAACGCGCACACCGACACGCCCCUACACGUGGCAGCGAGGGAGGGUCACUACGCCUGCGUGGUAGUUCUCCUCGCACAUGGAGCUAAAACCGAUCAGGAAAACUCUGCGGGUGAACUAGCGGUGGAAGUAUGCAGCGGUCCGAGCCACAACGCCAUCUUGCUCAACAUGCAAAUGACGAUGGCCGUAAAGGAUAAAAUACCACGAAGUCGUAUCCUUUCCAGCGACAUAUCAAACGGGCGUGAACCGUAUCCCGUGCCGUGCGUGAACGAAGUGGAUGACGCACCUCUACCGGACGACUUCACGUACGUGUCGCAGCACGUGAUGCCGGAGCACGUGUCCGUCGACGACAGCAUAGAGACCAUGCAGGGCUGCGCGUGCAAGCAGUGCGGCGCGGAGUGCGCGUGCUGCGUGCUGGGCGUGCGCGGCUGGUACCGCGCCGGCCGCCUGCCCGCCAACUUCCCGCACCACGACCCGCCCAUGCUGUUCGAGUGCAACCAGACUUGCGCCUGCGACGCGAAACAUUGUCCAAACCGCGUCGUGGGCCGCAUCGAGGGCGCCGGCUCGCUGGCGACGCCCGUGGAGGUGUACCGCACGGCUGGCUGCGGGUGGGGCCUGCGCACACUGCGGCGAGUGCCGCGCGGCGCGCUGGUGGCGCUGUACCGCGGGGAGCUGUUGCCGCACGAGCGCGCCGACUCGCGCCCCGACGACCAGUAUAUGUUCGCGCUUGACCUCAAGCCGGAUCUCCUGGAGCAAUGCAGUGACCAGACUCAGCUGUGCGUGGACGCGGCGCGCUUUGGUAGCGCCGCCCGCUUCAUGAACCACAGCUGCCGGCCCAGCGUGGCGCCCGUGCGCGUGUUCAGUUCCGUUCGGGAUCUGCGACUGCCGCACGUCGCGCUCUUCGCUCUACGGGACCUUCCCGCCGGACACCCGCUCACAUUUGAUUAUGGCGAUAAAUUCUGGUCAGUAAAGUCAAAAUGGAUGAAGUGUGAGUGUGAGGCUCUCGACUGCAGAUACCCAACUAAGACCACCGAAGAAAUUGAGUCAUGAGAUAUUGUACUUAUCAAUAUAGACAAUGAUUAUUAAUAAUUUUGUAUCAAU
Vanessa atalanta (red admiral) is the source of this 3666-nucleotide messenger RNA. RefSeq names its product histone-lysine N-methyltransferase EHMT1 (gene G9a). Gene Ontology annotation, molecular function: histone methyltransferase activity; zinc ion binding; p53 binding. Gene Ontology annotation, cellular component: nucleus. NCBI's taxonomy places the organism in Eukaryota, Metazoa, Arthropoda, Insecta, Lepidoptera, Nymphalidae. Bases 1 to 3615 code for a protein of 1204 amino acids. The record is from RefSeq and is a predicted model, not a curated record. The transcript has 19 exons.